AUGACCAAGGUACCAGCCACCAAGAAGCUACAGAGUUCCCCUGCCUCGGGGGCCCUCUGGCCCUUUUAUGCCUCAGAUCUUCUGACGCAGGUCCCAGACAAACCAGUGAGGAGCAUCAAGUAUAUGGAGAAGGAUAUAAUAAACCUCAAGAAAGACCUUACACGAAGCCGCAUCUUGAUUCAGUGGGUGAAGAUGGGCCGUGGAUACUUUACUAUUCUGAGGGAGGAGAGUGCAUUGAAAAAGAGGCAACAACAACUUCAGAAACUCAAAGAGGAAGAAAGAAAUAUAUUCCAACCAGCCAAAAAGAUGUCAGAUAUCCAGUAUGGGGAUAUUCUUUUGACCACGUACGGGGACGAGAAGAUGAAGAAGGUGGGGAUGGGAGGCCUCCUGCGUCCAUUCACCCCCGUGCACAGCUGCAUCAUUGCGCCCUCGCUGCCUGAGGCUCACAUCGAGCCCAUCUUCCGCCAGCUCUGUGCCCUCCACUGGCUCCUGGAGGCCCUGACUAUCGACCACACUCACCACACCAUGAAGCCCGUGAUCACCUGCUGGAAUCCGAAGGACCCAGGUGGAAGCAAGAGCACAGUAAAAAAAAUCAAUAAGGACAAGUCCAUGGGACAGAGGUGGGAGCACUUCAUCACAGCCCCGAAGACCAAGAAAUUCAAGGUUCCUGUAGCACGCGUCACCAGCCGCAAACCAAGCCGGCGAGGCUCCACCCUCAGUCUGUCUCGGACAAGUGGAGGGUCAUCCCCCCAGAGCAGCAUGGUCUCCGUGAACCCGGGCUCAGAUGAGCCCCAGAGUGUGAUCACCCAGGCAACAGGCAGCAAGGAUGUUGAGGACAAUGAAUCGUCUUCGGCGAAGCCUGAAGAAGAACCUCUGCAUGUCAAUCUGCAGAAGCUCCUGGAGAUGGUUUGGGAAGAUGCUCAGAGAACGGUCACAAUGGCAAAUGGGAUGCAGAAACAAGCGGCCAGUAUCUUGUCAAUGCUCAGACAAAACAAGAGCGAUUCUGCCUAUAAAGACAUGCAGACCACCCGCAAAUCAAGUGACAGAUCCAGCAGUACAAGUGGAGACAGCCACUCCCAGGUGCUCCAGAAGAAGUCUAAAAGCCGCUCCAACCGUGACAUCAUCCACUGCAAGAGUGGGGUGUGUAACGCCAUGAGGGCCAAGUUUAACAGUGUGGCCCAAGAGGCUGGCCUCUGUCUACAGGACAAGAUGGAAAUCCUCAUGAAGCGCCAAGAAGAAAGAGGUCUCCAGAAGUUCCGUUCUUUUGACCUUGUCUCAAAUUUCCAAAAGGAUGUAGCAAAAAUGAGACACCACAUCUCCAUGGUAAAAGGAGAUGCAGAAGAAAUUGCAGACCACUGGUACUUUGACCUGCUGUCCAAACUCCCUGAGGAUCUGAAGAAUUUCCACCCUGCCAAAAAGAUCCUGGCGAAACUGCAGAAGUUUGGGGAAAAUCUGGACCUGAGGGUCCGGCCGCAUGUUCUCUUGAAGGUGCUGCAGGACAUGAGAGCCUGGGAGCUGUGCUCUCCGGACAUCGCAGUGGCUAUCGAGUUUGUGCGAGAACACAUCAUCCAUAUGCCUCAAGAGGAUUAUAUCAACUGGCUGCAGAACCGAAUCAACGUCCCCAUCCGGUCCCACAGUGCCCAGAUGUAUCCUGAGGACUCUGAAGAUCAUUAUGAAACACCAGAGCUGGCUAAGGUUGGAGAAGGAACUCAGGCUGUGGGCACGGAAAAGGCGCUGGGGGCGCUGGGCGUCCUCUGUAACUGCCUCCUGUUGAGGUCGGGCGCCUUCGUGGCCUGGGUGGAGGAGCAGAACUCCCCCAGCCGCCUUUAG
Molecule: messenger RNA, 1830 nt
Organism: Balaenoptera ricei (Rice's whale)
Lineage: Eukaryota; Metazoa; Chordata; Mammalia; Artiodactyla; Balaenopteridae
Gene: CCDC60
Product: coiled-coil domain containing 60
Exons: 16
Coding region: 1-1830 (609 amino acids)
Source: RefSeq, a predicted model, not a curated record